Molecule: messenger RNA, 1530 nt
Organism: Aspergillus oryzae RIB40
Lineage: Eukaryota; Fungi; Ascomycota; Eurotiomycetes; Eurotiales; Aspergillaceae
Exons: 2
Coding region: 1-1530 (509 amino acids)
Source: RefSeq, a predicted model, not a curated record
AUGUCUCUCCAAGACGUGUACCAGAAAUUCCUUUCUGACCCCAGGUCUGCUUCCCUGGCUUCCGAUGUUACGCUGAUCUAUAUCACAACGACCACCAGGGUCGAUGGCGCUGAGGCCGUGGUCAAGCACCUCGCUAGACAGGAUCAUGUCCUCAAAAGAAAGUCCCAGCAGGUGAUUGAUACGGUCGAGGGCUUGAACUCCCUGUCUCUAGACGUGGACACUACAGUGGAAUUUGUCUCUGGCGGCGGACCGUAUCUCCCCGCGCUGGACGAUAACUUCUUGUCUGACCGCAUUGCGACCUUCCCCACGGUUCACAUCGUUCGUUUCAACUCUCAGAACCAGAUUCAACAGGUCAAAGUCUAUUGGGACCAGGCGUCGCUUUUGAAACAGGUCGAGGUGAUCGGCUCGCGCAGUCGCGGUUGGCCCAUCCGUGAUGCGAAAGAUCAGACUAGAUUGAUCAAGGCCGCCGCCUCCUCCGCCCCGGCGGAUGAUGCCCCAGCGCCUGUGCCCGCGAACAAGCCCGAAGAGAAUGGCGACGCACACAACAAAGUCGUCUCUCCUAAGAGACGCAUCAAGGACCCCUACGCGGCAGAGUCUCUGGAGGAACUUCUCUCUCCCGGCAAGGACCGAGCGGAACCCGUGCGUGCCCCUCGUGCCCCGGCAUCCGCUAAGCCUCCCCAGCGCGAUCUGGCAGAGCUCUUUGGAAAUCAUGAUGAUCUCGAAAUUCCUGAACCAUCCCCUUCCAGGGCCACGCCCGUCGCUCCCAAGGUCGGUGCGGGUAAGAACUACCGGGCUUCACGCAUCUUUGAUGAUGAUGAGACCGUCGCUACCAAAGACAAGCCCCAGCAGAUCGCUUACAGGGCUCACCCCAAGCGCUUCGAUCAUUUUGAGCUGGGCGCCGACAACAGUGAGCGUGAGAUCAAACCCAAGGUGUCGCGUCCGGUGUCGAGCCAGGGCAAGGGAGCUCAAUGGAAAUUCGAAGACUUCACGACUCCCGAGAAACCUACACGCCAGCUCCGGGGCCAAGAGCUUCGUAGUUUCGGUAUCAGCGACGAGGAGCCACAGACACCCCCAGCCAAGCCUCGCGUCCAACCCCGCCGCGAUGCGGAAACCCACUUCCAAUUGACAGAUGAUACCGGCGAUCAGGGUUCAGGCCGGAUCAUCAGUUCGUUCCAGAACAAGGGUCUCAGCCUUUACAAGAACCAUCUGUUCGCCGAUGAAGACGAGCCCGCCGAGAGCAAGCCGUCGUCCAAGGAUAAGCUGCCCCUGUCCGUAGCCCAGAAAGGCCCAACCCGCAAUAAGGACCUCGAGACUCACUGGACCAUCACAGAUGAAUCGCCAGCGAAAAGCAAGGCCGACGAGAACAAGAAGCCCAUCGCGGCGGACCGACAGCGGGCCGUCAAAAUGUUGGAGCCGUCAUGGGAAUCCUAUGAUCAAUCUCCUCAGCCGAGCAAAGCCGUUCGUCCUCCUCCACAGCGCCGCCAAUUGCGAAGUGUCAACGAGAGAAGCUGGAGUCUUGGUGAUGAGUGA